Messenger RNA from Danio rerio (zebrafish), 6882 nucleotides. The record is from RefSeq and is a predicted model, not a curated record. Lineage: Eukaryota; Metazoa; Chordata; Actinopteri; Cypriniformes; Danionidae.
GUCCGGAUGUGACGACGUUCAAACGUAUCCGAGCAAAGAUGGCAGACGGCAUCCCAUUGAAUCCUGUACGAAAGAAUUUGAGAAAAACUGCGUAUUAUGAUGCUAGUAGACCUGCCAGGUAUCAAAUUGAAGACGAAUCCUCGAACCUUGAUGAGAUGCCCUUGAUGAUGUCAGAGGAAGCAUUCGAAAACGACGAAAGUGACUAUCAGACGCUGCCCAGAGCCAGAGUGAGUCAGAGACGCAGAGGACUGGGCUGGUUUCUCUGUGGUGGAUGGAAGGUCCUGUGCAGCAGCUGUUGCGAAUGUCUGGUUCACACAUGUCGCAGAAAGAAGGAGCUGAAAGCUCGGACAGUGUGGCUGGGACAUCCCGAGAAAUGUGAAGAGAAGUACCCCAAAAAUGCCAUCAAGAAUCAGAAAUACAACAUUGUCACUUUUGUGCCAGGGGUUCUUUACCAGCAGUUUAAGUUCUUCCUCAACUUGUAUUUUCUAGUAGUGGCCUGUUCUCAGUUUGUUCCUUCACUAAAGAUAGGAUAUUUGUACACCUACUGGGCCCCAUUGGGCUUUGUGUUGGCUGUCACCAUGGUGAGAGAGGCGGUUGACGAAGUUCGCCGCUGCAGGAGAGAUAAAGAGAUGAACUCCCAGCUGUACAGUAAACUCACAGUGAGAGGCAAGGUCCAAGUAAAGAGCUCUGACAUACAGGUCGGAGAUUUAAUCAUUGUGGAAAAGAAUCAGAGAAUUCCUGCUGAUAUGAUUUUUCUCAGAACUUCUGAGAAGACUGGUUCGUGUUUUAUAAGAACGGAUCAGCUGGAUGGGGAGACAGACUGGAAGUUGCGAAUCGGUGUUGCUUGCACACAAAGACUUCCUGCCUUAGGGGAUCUCUUCUCCAUCAGCGCGUACGUUUACGUCCAGAAGCCUCAACUGGACAUUCACAGUUUUGAGGGGAACUUCACGAGGGAGGACUGCGACCCUCCCAUCCACGAGAGCUUGAGCAUUGAGAACACCCUGUGGGCCAGCACUGUGGUGGCAUCUGGUACUGUCAUAGGUGUGGUCAUAUAUACAGGAAAAGAGAUGAGAAGCGUGAUGAACACCUCACAGUCAAAAAACAAGGUGGGACUGUUGGACCUGGAGUUAAACCGUCUAACCAAAGCACUGUUCCUGGCUCAGGUGGUUCUGUCUGUCGUCAUGGUUGCUCUUCAGGGAUUUCUUGGGCCCUGGUUCCGAAACCUCUUCCGUUUUGUUGUUCUGUUUUCAUACAUCAUCCCUAUUAGUUUAAGAGUAAACCUGGACAUGGGAAAGUCAGCGUACGGUUGGAUGAUUAUGAAGGAUGAAAAUAUUCCAGGCACUGUGGUUCGGACAAGCACCAUCCCAGAAGAGCUGGGCCGGCUGGUCUACCUGCUCACAGACAAAACAGGCACUCUGACCCAGAACGAGAUGGUCUUCAAGCGCCUCCAUCUCGGCACUGUGUCAUACGGAACGGACACAAUGGAUGAGAUCCAGAGUCACAUCAUCCAGUCCUACGCUCAGGUGAGCUCAGCACAAUCUAAUGGAAGUAGUGCGAGUUCCACACCGUCCCGUAAACCACAGCCGCCUGCACCGAAGGUCCGCAAGAGCGUGAGCAGCCGGAUACACGAGGCCGUGAAAGCCAUCGCCCUCUGCCAUAAUGUUACACCGGUAUACGAGUCUCGUGUUAACGGUGCCAAUGCAGAGCCAGAGAGCACAGAGGCCGACCAGGACUUUAGCGACGACAACCGCACUUACCAGGCCUCAAGUCCUGACGAGGUGGCUCUGGUACGCUGGACUGAGAGUGUAGGUUUAACUCUUGUGAACAGAGACUUGACGUCCCUCCAGCUGAAGACCCCAGCCGGACAGAUCUUGACCUAUUACAUCCUCCAGAUCUUCCCCUUCACCUCUGAGAGCAAGCGGAUGGGUAUCAUUGUUAGGGAGGAGGCGACCGGCGACAUCACGUUUUACAUGAAAGGGGCUGAUGUUGCUAUGGCAAGCAUUGUACAGUACAAUGACUGGCUGGAGGAGGAGUGUGGAAACAUGGCUAGAGAAGGCCUGCGGACACUGGUGGUGGCUAAGAAAUCAUUGACUGAAGAGCAGUAUCAGGAUUUUGAGAAUCGUUAUAAUCAAGCAAAGCUGAGCAUCCAUGACCGCAAUCUGAAAGUGGCAGCAGUGGUGGAGAGUCUGGAGAGAGAGAUGGAGCUUCUGUGUCUCACUGGAGUGGAAGAUCAGCUGCAGGCUGAUGUCAGGCCCACACUGGAGCUCCUCCGUAAUGCUGGCAUCAAGAUUUGGAUGUUGACAGGAGACAAGCUUGAAACUGCGACAUGUAUCGCCAAAAGCUCCCACUUAGUGUCCAGAAAUCAAGACAUCCAUGUCUUCAAACCGGUGUCCAACAGAGGCGAAGCUCAUCUAGAGCUGAACGCCUUCAGGAGGAAACACGACUGUGCCCUGGUCAUAUCAGGAGACUCUCUAGAGGUCUGUCUGCGUUAUUAUGAGCAUGAAUUUGUGGAGUUGGCUUGUCAGUGCCCGGCUGUGGUUUGCUGCCGCUGCUCUCCUACACAGAAAGCUCAGAUUGUUCGAUUGUUACAGCAACAUACAGCCAACAGAACGUGCGCCAUUGGCGAUGGAGGAAAUGAUGUCAGCAUGAUCCAAGCCGCAGACUGUGGUAUCGGUAUUGAAGGAAAGGAAGGAAAGCAGGCUUCUUUGGCGGCAGAUUUCUCCAUAACCCAGUUCAAGCACAUCGGCAGACUGUUGAUGGUGCACGGCAGAAACAGCUACAAACGCUCAGCAGCUCUGGGCCAGUUUGUCAUGCACCGUGGCAUGAUCAUCUCAACCAUGCAGGCUGUGUUUUCCUCUAUUUUCUACUUCGCAUCUGUUCCUCUCUAUCAAGGUUUCCUUAUGGUAGGUUAUGCCACCAUCUACACCAUGUUCCCUGUCUUUUCUCUGGUGCUGGAUCAGGAUGUGAAGCCUGAAAUGGCUCUGCUGUAUCCUGAGCUCUAUAAAGACCUCACUAAGGGUCGCUCCCUGUCCUUUAAGACCUUCCUGAUUUGGGUUUUGAUAAGUAUAUAUCAAGGGGGCAUCCUGAUGUACGGAGCGCUGGUGCUGUUUGAUCAGGAGUUUGUUCAUGUGGUUGCGAUCUCCUUCACUGCUCUAAUCCUCACUGAGCUCCUGAUGGUGGCGCUGACUAUCCGCACGUGGCACUGGCUCAUGGUCGUAGCACAGCUCAUCAGUCUGGCCUGCUACCUCGCCUCCCUCGCCUUCCUCAAUGAAUACUUUGGCAUUGGUCGUGUGACUUUAGGAGCUUUCCUGGAUCUUUCGUUUAUCACAACACGGGUGUUUUUGUGGAAGGUGUGUGUCAUCACGCUGGUCAGCUGUCUGCCGCUCUACAUCAUCAAAUACCUGAAGCGGAAGUUCUCGCCGCCUAGUUACUCCAAACUCUCCUCCUGAGCCUUCCAUAUGGACCCGUGUUAACAGGCAUUCAGACGCAUUAAAAAGCACAUACUAUUACGAACAUUUUGAACAAUUUUAUUAUUGUGGGAUGAUAGUUCAACCAGAUAUGAAAAGAUAAAUUACUCACCCUCAUGUUGUUCCAAAGCUUGUUGUUCCUGCUGCUUACAGUUAAUGCGACCAUUUGCUUUUGUGAAGUUUUGAAGAAAAAUUCUGCAUUUUAAAUGACAUUAAGGUGAUGAUCUGUCCCUUAAAAACGUUAGUUGGCCUCAAAAUAAAUUUGUCAUAAUUUAAAAGUUAAAUAGCUCCAGACUUUGAAGACUGAAGUUAGUCUUUGGGACAUCAUUGAAGAUUUUCUUUAAUAAAAUUUGAAUCAUUCUGCCACUCAGUUAAAACACAUUCACCCAAAACUCUGGUGCUUUAAAACUUUCAUUAAGUGAUACAGUAAAUGAAAAAUAGUGUUAUAAUCCAAGUCUUCACGAGACAUAAUGACUUAAUGCGAUGAACAUGUUUAAUUCUGGCUUUGAUUUAUCUGUGAACAUAAACAGAAGCUUUUGAUGCACAAGAACAAACCUGGUUGGUUCGUAUGGAAGGCCAAAAGUGCCACAUGACAUGCUAGAUUAAACCCAAACCCUUGGUUCUCACACAUCAAGCAAGCAUUCGUGAGCUUCUCUGAGCAAAUUUGAAUGCUAUAAACAUUGUUCCCUUAUUACUAUUUAUGUACGAAUUAAAGCUUACUCUAAAAUAGAAAUGAUGUAGUGUUUACGUCUCUUCAGUAGAUUAAUUAAGAUGCAUGAUUCAUGUUGAUUCAUUUUGGAUAUCUUUACAUGCAUCAGAGUUGUGGGUCUAUAGGCUUUCAAUGGACAGAUAGAAAUAUAUGUAAUAUAUUAUAAAUCGUGUUCUAAAUGUGAACAAAUUUCAGGUUUGGAAUGACAUGAGGUUGACUAAAUAAUGAGUGAGCUAUGAAUGUCUAAAAGUGCUUAUUAUGUGAUUUGUAUGUAUUUAUAGACUAAAUUGUCACUAUAGAUUAAUAUGAGCAUUUCUGUGCUGCUCAUAUUUCUGCACUUAAGGCAGUGGUGGGAUAUAACACUGAGUAGUAUUUAAUACUCGAAAAGUUUGAAGCACAAAUGCGAGAGGACAAAAAAAGAGAGAAAAGCAAUGAAAAGGCCUCAGAUUUGUCACUUUCUACUUACCCUAGAUGUAUAUGAAAGCAAAAUCAGCAUUAUAUGUUUUUUAUUCAAUAGAUUUUGAAAUUUUAAUAACAUUUUUUGUGUAUAAUGAUGUUCCUAAAUUAAUCUAUAAUGAACAGUUCAUUGAUCGAUAGUGUUCCUAGUGUUAUCAUUCCCAUCAGCACGUUUUCCAUCUCAUUCUGGCACAUUCUGCUUUAUUAACUGUAUUAUUAAUGAGAUGUGGGAGGGCGGGGCUUGAUUAACUCCUGUGGUUGUGAUUGGAGUGUUAGUGUGUACUGAAGCUGAAUUUGAGCAGCUCUGGUUUCCUGUUGUGCUGUGGCUGCUGCUGCUGCUGCCAUACGAUCCUGCAGCAAAACUGUGUAAAUGUAAACCAGCGCCCGGCGCGUGUUCUUACAGCGGGAAUUAUUUGUUCUGGGAACAAUCCUCUCGAUUUGACAUCCUAAGUGACAUUGUGUGACCUUGACACGAGACUUAUUGACGAAUCGAACUUGAUUGAUGCAUGAUUGACGUUAAUUAAUGAUUGUAACGCCGUGACAUUGAAACAAGACUGAAUGUAGUAGCGGUGUUUAAAAUGAAUGACCUGCAGUAUUAGGACGUUCAAAGCUGCUUCACGUUUCUGAAAUUGACGUAUGGCAUUUCUGCGGUUACCUUUUUAUAUGACGUCUCGCAAUCAGCAAUUCAUUUUGGAGUUUCAAACAUUUUUUUGGAGUACAUGUGCUUUUUUUCCCUGCUGACGUAGUAAUGUGUAAGAUCAUCUUGCCUUAUCUUUGUAGAACAGUCAGCUGGUAUGAGGAAUGAGUUUUAUCAUUCACGUUAUUUUCUAUACUAAGUGUGUGAGUGCGCGUUUACAAUACUGAAUGAUACAAUGCCAAGCACACACACACACACACUGGAUGCCAUUAAUGGCAUGCUGUUAAAUAAAUAGCCUGUACUUGUAUCUAUUUUCAUGUUACUAGUGCUUAUUUUUCGAUACUAGUAUCUUUUUCAUUAAGUACUAGUGCAUAUUUAUUAGAUACUAGUGCCUAUAAUUUAAAUACCAGUGCUUUUUAAAAUAUAUAUAUAUAAGUGCUUAUUCAUUAGACACUAGUUUUUUUUUUAAUUUGAUACUAUUUAUGUUUAUUAAUUUGAUACUGGUAUCUAUUUUAUUCAGUACUGCUUAUUCGUUAGCCACUAGUUAGUUUUUUUAUUAGAUAUUAGUGCUUAUUCAUUACAGUAGAUACAGUACAUAUUAAUUAGAUACUAGUAUCUAUUUAAUAGGUACUAACUCUUAUUCAUUAGAUACUAAUUCUUAAUAGAUACUAGCUUAUAAGAUACUAGUACUUAUUUUAAUAGUGACUAGUAACUAUUCUGUUGUUACUAGUAAUAAAUGUAAACAUAUUCUAUUGAUUUCUAUGGAAUCUGUCAUUGAGAUACCAACUAUUCAGUAUGUAUUCCAGCAGGGACUAGUACAUAUUUUUAUGUAGUUAAUGUAUAGGUACUAGUACUUAUUAAUUAGAUACUAGUACUUAUAGUAACACUUUAUAAUAACUACACACUAUGAUCUAUUUAUUAAGCAUUCACAUCUAGUGGAUUCAUUAUUUGUUAAGCAUUAACUCUACAUUAAUAAACAUUAGUAGCAGUAGCUACAAACGCUCUAUUAUUAACUUAUAAGUACAUUUAUAAUGUGCUUAAUAAUUGUAUUUUCAUAAUUUGUACCUGAUUGAUUUUUUAUUACUAAAUAAAGUAUCGCAUUUUUUCAAAAAACAUUUGUAUUUAAGAGUAGAUGGAGGUUUUUAAGAUCGUUCAGAAUGAGUUAGUAAAUGAUAAAUAAACUAUUGAAAUUAACGUUUAUAUAUCUUAGUAUUUAGGUGUAUAGUAAUGGUUACUAUGCAUGUUAUUAAAUGCUUUAUUAACUGAACUUGAUGCAGUUUUGUGACUUAAUCUAAAGUGAGGACUAUUUAUGCUUUAUAAAUCCCUUAUCAAUGAGAAUUAAAGGCUCGGUAUUAAAUUAAAUUACUGUAAAGUUUAAACAUUGCUGAAUGUCAGGAGUGUCAAAAUACAACAUAAAAUUGGAUAUAAUAUAAUAAUUUAACAGUUUAAUAAGAAGCAAAAUUUAAACUGCACAGUAGUUUUAUUCUAGAUAAGGUUGCAAAGAUUUGUUUUUCAUUUGAUACAGUUUCUUCAAACAAACAGAAAUGAAUAAAGUUGUUUAUGUUCUCGUUUUCUUGUGUAACUUUAACUGAGCCUUUAAUUGUCAUUGAUAA